Molecule: messenger RNA, 2412 nt
Organism: Manis pentadactyla (Chinese pangolin)
Lineage: Eukaryota; Metazoa; Chordata; Mammalia; Pholidota; Manidae
Gene: TMEM134
Product: transmembrane protein 134
Exons: 8
Coding region: 65-973 (302 amino acids)
Source: RefSeq, a predicted model, not a curated record
GCAGCGACGCGGGGCUGGCGGCCGCGGAUGGCCUCGGCGCUGGGCGCCUGAGCCGGCGGGGGCCAUGAGCACUGCCCGGCCCCAGUUCAGUAUCGAUGACGCCUUCGAGCUGUCCUUGGAGGACGCAGGCCCUGGGCCCGAGUCCAGUGGGAUCGCCCGCUUCGGGCCGCUGCACUUCGAGCGCCGGGCCCGAUUCGAGGUGGCCGACGAGGACAAGCAGUCCCGGCUGCGCUACCAGAACCUGGAGAAUGAUGAGGAUGGAGCCCAGGCCUCUCCAGAGCCGGACGGGGGAGUCAGCACCAGGGAUUCUGGCCGAACAUCCAUCCGCAGCUCCCAGUGGUCCUUUAGUACCAUCAGCAACAGCACCCAGCGCUCCUACAAUGCCUGCUGCAGCUGGACUCAACACCCUUUGAUCCAGAAGAACUGCCGGGUAGUGCUGGCCUCCUUCCUGCUCCUGCUGCUGGGGCUGGGUGAGUGUUCCCUAGGGCCCCUGCUGACCCCCGAGAGGGCUCUGCAGCUCCCCUUGGCACACUGGGCCUUCCGGCACCCUGAGGAGGCAGCUGGCUGCCAUCACCCACCCCCACCUCACAGACAUAUCUCAGCCCGGCAGGUGCCGUGCUCUGAAAACACAGAGCUUGUGCUGAUCCUGACCGGCGUGGGACUGGAGGUGGCGCCCUCACCAGGUGAGCGCCCCGCCUCCGCAGGCCACAGGCGUCCUUGGCAAGCCCGCCCACCUCCCAGCAGGAAAGGGACCCCGCAGUCCCGCAGUCUACCACGUGAUCUUCAUCUACUGCGCGGUCAAGGGCCACCGAGGCUUCCAGUUCUUCUACCUGCCCUACUUCGAGAAGUGAGCCGCGCCCAGCACCCUGGCCACAGCACCUUCGCGCAAAGGCUGAGGAAAGGAUUGACCCUGAAAGAGAAGGGCUCCAAACCAGCCGUGUCCCCAUUAUACACAUAUCGGGCCUGCUGCUGAAAGACUUGCCUGAUGUCACCCAGUGUGUCAGGAGCAGAGCUGGGCCUGGAACUCUUCUGCCCUGCAAGACUGAAGAAGGCUUAUCUAGCCCCCCUGGUCCCCCAGCCAUUAGCAGAGUGGGCCCUGCCCAUACCUUUACCUGGAGGGCCAGUGUGGGUGCCUGCCCUGGUGGCCCUGGCCGAGGGCACGCAGAUGACGCAGGCCUGGGGCCUAGAGACUGGUAUCCUGAUUCCAGCCUGGCUCUGGGGCCCUGGGCUGCUGCAACCAGCUCCUAAUGUGGGCUGUUACAAGGCAGCAGCCCAGCCCCCUCCCCGUGCUGCCCUACUUCGCAGCCCAGGGGUUGGGAGAAAUAGAAGGCAGAGGAUAUGGCAAACAGGACCCAAUGGCAGAGAACCUCAGUGUCCGAGAUUCUUAGAACCGCAGAAUAUUGGAAACAGAACAUCUCAGAAUUUCAAAAAAAUCAGCAUCUCAGAAUCCUAAGAACCAAGAAAAUAAUCUUCUAGAACCUUGAAGCUAUCAUGUAUCAAACACCAAGAAGUUACCAAGUCCUAUGCUAAGCACUUCAACACAGGUUAUUUCUGGUAAUCUUAACCACCUUACCGAUGAGGAAACAGAGGCCUAGAGAGAGGCAGAGUUGGGACCAUAACCCAGGGCUUCCAUGGGAGAGGUCGGGAGGCACUGAGCUGGCGUGGUCCCCAGCCCACCGACAGCUGAACAAGUGUGGGCUGAGGAGACCCAGACACUUACAUAUCUACAGUGUCUCCCCCAGUAAAACGUGAGGGCCGUUAAGAAGGAGCAUUGCCAGGCCUGGCCUCUACUGUGUCUGCAGCAGCCAAGGCAGCGCCUCCAGAUUCUUUAACUUUGUUGAAAGAAUGAACCCCCAGAUCUACACAGACUUCCCACCAUCGGCCCCCAGGCAAGGCACUUUUGGGGGGGCACCAGCAGGAUGCAGGUAUGCCUAAACUAGUGGCUCUCCAACUAGUUGUGGUAAAGGAUCAUUUCUCAUUUCUAAUCCAUCAUGGACCAAUACUUCUGUUAGAUAAAAUAAAAAUUAGAAAAGUGAACUAUAAAAGCCCACAGUUUGUAUUACCAUAUUAUUCAGACAUAAAAUUAAAUUUCAAUAAAUAUAAUCAGAAUGAACAUAGGAAAACAGGUUAUGAAAGCCAUUCAUUGAAAGUGAGCAAAUAGGCAAUGAACAGAGAGUUGCUACCGCCCUCAUAACUUCUUGCCAUUCCACAAUCUUAAUACCGAAAGUUAUCCUGGCAGUGAUGAGUCUUGAUGUUGUAAGACUGUCUCAGGAGUCAGCAGGCUAUAGCCCAUGGGCCUGCUAGGACCCCCAAGCUAAGAAGGGUUUUACAUUUUAGUAAUGCUUCAGAAAAAGUCAAGAAUAAUAAGAUUUGGUGACACAUAAAACUGUGAAAUUCAAAUGUCAAUGUCAA